Ipomoea nil (Japanese morning glory) is the source of this 1033-nucleotide messenger RNA. RefSeq names its product wall-associated receptor kinase-like 8. NCBI's taxonomy places the organism in Eukaryota, Viridiplantae, Streptophyta, Magnoliopsida, Solanales, Convolvulaceae. Bases 128 to 1033 code for a protein of 301 amino acids. The record is from RefSeq and is a predicted model, not a curated record. Gene Ontology annotation, molecular function: polysaccharide binding. The transcript has a single exon.
CAGUUACAUUAGAGAAAAGUAAACAAGCAAAGGACUACAACUUCCUCUCUCCCUUAUAAACAUUCAUUGGAUAUAGGUUCUAAGAUGUACACACGAAAAGAACGAAAAGAAAAGAAAAGAAAAGAAAAUGAUGUCCGCUAGAAAUGAGAUAGUAGCAGUGGCUAUGGUAAUGAUGAUGAGCUUCACAGUGAUGCUCACUAUGGCAUAUGAAUCUAAUAUGACUGAUGAGGCGUAUCGGUAUAAGCAAGAUGGGAUAUCUAUGGUUCCAAAGGGUUGUCCAGACAAGUGUGGCGAAGUUAGCAUUUACUAUCCAUUUGGAACCAGGAAAGGAUGCUAUUUGGGCGAAUGGUUCCACAUAAAUUGCACCACAUCCUCGGAUGGCGUGGAGAAACCCUACUUGAGUUUCUUCUCCAAUGACAGUAGCGUAAGAGAGAUUCUGGGCAUUUCCUUUGAGAGUCUGACAAUAACACUCAGACAGUCCAUCUCUCCUGUCUGCCAAACCACCACCGAUGGAAGCAAUAUCACCAUAAUUCCCGACACCAAAUUAUCCCAAACACCAUUCUUUUACUCUUACACUCACAACAAGUUCAUGCUUUUAGGUUGUGGCAACGCUCUCCUCACAUCGCCUGGUUACGAUAUACUAGGCGGAUGCACUUCCUUGUGUGGCAAAUUCACGGAACGUCAGAAUCUUUGCUACGGCAAAAACUGUUGUCAAUUCGAGCUUAACACGUACAAUAAUAUAAAAACAUACCAAGUCAACUUCACAAACUCGGUCGCCCUCAAUGCCUGCAGCUAUGGCUUCUUUGUUGAUCAAGAUUGGUUCGCUGAAAGCUUUCCGAGCAGCCGACAGGAAGAGGUAGUUGUUCCGGUCGUGUGGUACUGGACCAUCCCAUACCACUACUUGCCUCCAUCCAUCACCUCAGAUUACUGCUACAGUAGACGCUCUUAUUGGGAUUACUGUUCCUGCCCAUAUCCUAAAAAAGGGAACCCAUUAAUUGCAAAUGGAUGUCAUGGUACGUACGCCACUAAUUAG